AUGGGUAGCAUAUCAAACGAUGAAGACCUCGGUAGGCCACGAAUCUUGGAACUUUUUGAAGCAGCGAAGAGGGAAGGAAGGCCGCUGAAUGUCUCAGCGCCGAUGGUACGGUACAGCAAGCUUCCGUUCCGCCUUCUUGUCAGAGAAUACGGAGCAGACGUUACCUACGUACCCAUGAUGCUGGCCCAUGAGUUCAUUCGUUCCCCCAUCGCUCGAGACUCCGACUUCACAACGCACCCACUGGAGCGAGAACCAACAAGUGAUGGAAGGCAACACGCGCUCAUUGCCCAGUUCGCCUCUUCGGAUCCCGUUGAGUUCUCCCGGGCUGCUGAGUUGAUAUCACCGUGGGUCGAUGGAGUGGACUUGAACUGUGGCUGUCCACAAAGCUGGGCGAUCAAGGAAGGCAUCGGCUGCGGUCUGAUGGAGAAACCAGAGCUGAUCGCGAAUAUUGUCAAACUGGCAAAAGCUACUUUGUCGUCAGACAAGAGCGUGAGCUGCAAAAUAAGGAUUCACAAAGACAUCAACAAAACCAUUCAACUUGUUCAGAUGUUGCAAGAGGCUGGUGUGGACUUCAUCACCGUUCAUGGAAGAUUGAAACAUCAGCGUUCCAGCACGCCUCCGGACUACGAUGCGAUCAGAACCCUACGGCAAUAUAUCAGAGUUCCUUUGCUUGCCAAUGGUGACGCAUAUACACUGUCAGACGUUAACAACAUCGCCACACUAACAGGAGCCGAUGGAGUUAUGGCUGCCCGAGGAAUCUUGGAAAAUCCUGCAAUGUUCGCUGGCGACGACGUCACAAGCCCGGAGUGUAUCGUCGACUUCAUGAAGUGGGCGAUGCGAUGCCCCGUGCCCUUUGCCGUUGUGCUUCACCACGUGAUGGAGAUGUCAGCACGUAUGUCGGACAUGGACAAGAAGUCCAGGAAGAGAUUGCAGGACUCGCAGGACCUUCUUGAYCUCGGAGACUAUGUGGAAGCGCGAUGGGGCUUAGCCAGACGAUAA
This is a messenger RNA of Ramularia collo-cygni, 999 nucleotides long. RefSeq names its product related to DUS4 Member of dihydrouridine synthase family. The record is from RefSeq and is a predicted model, not a curated record. Gene Ontology annotation, molecular function: tRNA dihydrouridine synthase activity; flavin adenine dinucleotide binding. The transcript has 6 exons. Lineage: Eukaryota; Fungi; Ascomycota; Dothideomycetes; Mycosphaerellales; Mycosphaerellaceae. Gene Ontology annotation, biological process: tRNA processing. Bases 1 to 999 code for a protein of 332 amino acids.